CUUCCUCCCCUCCCAAACUCCCAAACCUCCGCGGCCUUUCGCUUCGCUUCGCUUGCAACCCCCAUCGAUACUUCCCAGCAAGCUACAAGCUCCUGCCUCCGCCCCGCCUCAUCAUCCCAUGGCCGAUCCCCAGCCCCAGGCCGAGGCCCUGACGGAGCCCGCACGGAUCAACGGCGCUGCGGCGGAGGCCACGCUCUCGGGCGGCGAGCUGGCCUGGCGCCCAGCCGCCGCCGGCGGCGGCGGCGGAGAGGGGCAGGAGCGGCGGCUUGAGCUGGAGUCGGAGGUGCUUGGGUGCCGGGUCGAGGGGAGGAAGCUCAGGGUCGCAACCUUUGCCGCGAGCGGCGGCGGAGACGGGGAGCGGCCCUCCGCGGUGGCCUGCGGCGGCGGGGGCAAAGGGGGAGGAGGAGGGGAGGUGGUGCUGGAGAUGGAAAGCGAGGACGCCGCGGCGCGUUGGGGGCACGCCAUCAGGGAUCGCCUCGCCUCGCUCGGCCGUCCAAAGAGACUGUUCAUUAUAGUGAACCCUUAUGGUGGAAAGAGAAGUGGUCGGAGUAUUUUCCAGAAUGAAGUCCGACCUCUCCUUGAAGCUGCUGGCAUUCUUUAUACGAUGCAAGAAACCAAGCAUCGCCUUCAUGCUCAAGAGAUUGCACAUUCACUGGAUAUUAGGAAAUAUGAUGGGAUCAUUUGUGUCAGUGGAGAUGGUGUUAUGGUAGAGGUUGUUAAUGGUUUCCUGCAAAGGGAGGACUGGGAAACAGCAAUUAAAGUGCCACUUGGGAUCAUCCCAGCAGGUACCGGAAAUGGAAUGGCACAAUCUCUAUUGCAUGCUGCUGGCGAACCAUUCUCCAUACCAAAUGCCGUGUUUGCCAUAAUCAGAGGCCACAAACGUGCACUUGAUGUUACUUCUGUUGUGCAGGGAAAGACAAGGUUCUUUAGUGUCCUGAUGCUUACAUGGGGUCUGGUAGCUGAUGUUGAUAUUGAAUCAGAGAAGUACAGGUGGAUGGGAAGCGCUCGCCUUGAAUUUUAUUUCCUUCUCCGCGUGAUGAACCUGCGACGGUACAAUGGGCGUGUCCUCUUCGUUCCCGCACCAGGAUACGAAGAAGUCGGUGAGCCCGUGGAGCAAACUGCUACCAGCUGUAAACAGAACGGGGUUAGCACUGGUAGCCAAGAAGACAAAGCAGAUGACAGAAAUGGUGAAACGAGUGGUUAUCCGGGCCCAUCGAUCGAAGGAGCUGAUCUCGAAUGGAGAUCGCUGAGCGGUCCAUUCGUUUCGGUUUGGCUCGGCAACGUUCCUUUCGCCAGUGAAGAUGCAAUGGCAGCACCAAAAGCAGAGUUUGCGGAUGGGUACCUGGACGCAGCUAUAAUCAGGGACUGCCCGCGGUGGGACGUGCUUGGGCUCAUGUUCCAGAUGAAGGACGGCGCGUACGUGAACUCGCCGUACGUGGAGUACUUCAAGGUUAAGGCGAUCCAGAUCGAGCCGGGCCUGCGGGUGGGCAGCAGCAACAAGGGCGGCAUCAUCGACUCGGACGGGGAGGUGAUCGCGCGGGGAGACGGGUCCCGCGGCGGCGGUGAGCCGGAGCACCUGAUGGCGUACGGCCCGCCCAUCCAGCUGACUGUGGACCGGGGGCUGGCCACCAUCUUCUCCCCGCGAUCGAGAUGACACGGUUCUUCGUGUUCUUGUUCACCAUAUAGUGAUUUCCACUUCAUUAGCCCCGUCAUUUUCUCUGUCUGUAAUCGUUUGUUACAUACAUGUAAAUACUCUCACACCACAAUAUUGCAAGAGCCAAUGGAUGACCCAAGGAGCGAGAUGUCUGUCCGUCGAGAUUCUUUGUUGCCACA
Setaria italica (foxtail millet) is the source of this 1833-nucleotide messenger RNA. RefSeq names its product sphingosine kinase 1. The record is from RefSeq and is a predicted model, not a curated record. Gene Ontology annotation, cellular component: cytoplasm; membrane; intracellular membrane-bounded organelle. The coding region runs from base 119 to 1654 and encodes 511 amino acids. The transcript is spliced from 9 exons. NCBI's taxonomy places the organism in Eukaryota, Viridiplantae, Streptophyta, Magnoliopsida, Poales, Poaceae. Gene Ontology annotation, biological process: sphingosine biosynthetic process. Gene Ontology annotation, molecular function: kinase activity.